AUGUACAAAGCUUCCAGAAUCUGCACCCGUCACUUCUCGUCCACUUCUAUGGCAUCAACUAGUUAUGGUUUCAUCGGUCUCGGACAAAUGGGACAACACAUGGCCAGACACAUCUACAACAAGUUGGAGGCUACUGAUAAAUUGUACGUUAACGACAAUGUCGCAGCUGCUACCCAGUCUUUCAUCAAGAACGUCACUGAUGAAAAUCCUGCCAACAAGGACGCCUUGAAGCCAUUGAAUCUGCUUGAAGAGUUCGUCACCUCCGUGGACGAACCAUUGGACUUCAUCAUUACCAUGGUUCCUGAAGGAAAACAUGUGAAAGGUGUAGUUUCCGAAUUGGUGUCACACUACCAGAAGAAUAAUGUCUCGGGAACCAAAACGACUUUUCUCGACUCCUCUACUAUAGAUAUACCCACGUCUAGAGAAGUCCAUGAAUUUGUCAAAAAGGAGCUACCAGGCGCCGACUUCAUAGACACACCUGUUUCAGGAGGUGUCGCUGGUGCCCGCAAAGCUACCUUGUCAUUCAUGUUAUCGAGACCUAACAAUGAGUCUAUUUCUGCUGACUUGAGAACUCUUUUGAACAAAAUGGGUGCAAAUAUUUUUGCAUGCGGCGAGACGCACGGUGCUGGUUUAGCUGCGAAAUUGUCUAACAACUAUUUAUUGGCAGUAACCAACUUGGCAGUAGCAGAUUCAUUCCAAUUGGCAAAGUCGUUCGGCCUCAACUUGAAAGACUAUGCCAAAUUGGUUUCUGUAUCCACUGGCAAGUGUUGGGCUGCUGUGGACAACUGUCCUAUUCCAGGAGCCUACCCAAAGGAAAACAAUUUGCCAGCUGAUGUGAAAUACGAAGGUGGCUUCAUCUCCAAGUUGACCAGAAAGGAUUUGGUGUUGGCUACUCAGUCUGCUGAAUACGCCAAUAGAUUUUUGUAUUUGGGAGACGUUUCUAAGCACUGGUACGACAAGGCUUGCGAAAGAGAAGAUUUGGCUAACAGAGACUUGAGUGUCUUGUAUGAAUGGCUCGGAGAAUUGGAAAAGGAUAAAGACGGCAACAUCGUUGAGCUUAGAAAAUAA
This is a messenger RNA of Scheffersomyces stipitis CBS 6054, 1068 nucleotides long. Its product is annotated as Hpd1p. The record is from RefSeq and is a predicted model, not a curated record. The transcript has a single exon. NCBI's taxonomy places the organism in Eukaryota, Fungi, Ascomycota, Pichiomycetes, Serinales, Debaryomycetaceae. Gene Ontology annotation, cellular component: mitochondrion. Gene Ontology annotation, molecular function: 3-hydroxyisobutyrate dehydrogenase activity; NAD binding; NADP binding. Gene Ontology annotation, biological process: L-valine catabolic process. Bases 1 to 1068 code for a protein of 355 amino acids.